Messenger RNA from Elgaria multicarinata webbii, 5847 nucleotides. RefSeq names its product ArfGAP with RhoGAP domain, ankyrin repeat and PH domain 1 (gene ARAP1). Gene Ontology annotation, cellular component: cytoplasm; trans-Golgi network; plasma membrane. NCBI's taxonomy places the organism in Eukaryota, Metazoa, Chordata, Lepidosauria, Squamata, Anguidae. The transcript has 33 exons. Gene Ontology annotation, biological process: regulation of cell shape; signal transduction; positive regulation of GTPase activity. Bases 23 to 4519 code for a protein of 1498 amino acids. Gene Ontology annotation, molecular function: protein binding; GTPase activator activity; phosphatidylinositol-3,4,5-trisphosphate binding. The record is from RefSeq and is a predicted model, not a curated record.
CUUACCUGCCCUCCUCGCUGCCAUGGCGGAAGGGGGGUCCCUGCCCAUGGCGGAGUGGCUCCGAGCCCUGCACCUGGACCAGUACGUUGAGACCUUCGAGCGGAACGAGCUGUGGGGCAUGUCGGAUUGCCAGCACCUGACGGACGAGGCGCUGACCCGCCUGGGGGUCCUGCUGCCUGGCCACCGCAAGCGCAUCCUCUCCGGGCUGCUGAAGGCCUCGGCGGAGGCUCUGCCCGCCCUGGAGGGCCCCAAAUGCCCCCCGAGGAGGCCGGUCCCCAUGAAACGCAACGUCUUUCGCACCAGCCCCGGCUCUGUGACUUCUCCUGCGGAGCAGGAGGCCCGAGGUGCCUCCGUGACACCGACGGGCAAGAAAUCGCCUCCUUUCCGGGAGUCGGAGAGCCCCGCAGGCCUCCCCCUUGUGCCGCCCCCUAUCCCUCCGAGGACCAGCUGCCACCCCCCAGUGAAGUUUUCGUCUCCUGCGCUCCCCGAACUUCCCCCAGCGCCUCCCUCGGGAGCGCCUCCCCGUUUGGGUUUUCUUUGCCCGCUGCUAGCUGGCGGCAGACGGAGUCCGAGUCCGGAGAAGACGGCGUUUCCCGGAGAGACGGAGAAGCCCACGCUGCCCCCUCUCCCUGCCAAGCGCUACCAGCUGGAGAGCAAGCCCCCCUCCUCAAGAGCCCCUCCGGUCCCCUGCCGGCCUCCAGUGUUGCCCCCCCGGCCCGGACCCCAGAGAGCCACGACCAGUUCUCCUGUGAAAGACGAACCCCAAGACUCGGAGGAGCCGCCCACCACGCCGCCUGCCCUCCUGCCCCGCCUGAAGUUACCGGAACAGCACAGUGCCCCCGAGCUGCCGUGGAAGCCCCCACUUCUCUUGCAGCCGCACUUCAAUGACUCUGAUUAUGAAGAUGACCCGUCUGAGGAGGAAAUAGCUCCUGCAGAAGAAAUGACUGACCAGGAGGAGGUGGACACCACGCCAGACGUCCGGCGCUCCGUACGAUACAGCAGCCUCUUCAGCGAAGACGAGCUAAUUGAGGACUAUUUCAAGGAGGAAUCUCCCACCAACAACCACUGGAAUGACUGUGGGCUGAACUCCCCGGAUCCCAGCAGCGCACUGUCCUUUGGCAUGUUGAGCUUCCAGAGUGACGGCAUGGACAGGACAGACUCGGCAUUCGAACUCGCGCCUGUCGUGAAAUCCGGAUGGCUGGAUAAGAACCCUCCGCAAGGGUCAUACAUCUACCAGAAGCGCUGGGUGAAACUGGAUGGCGACUACCUCCGGUACUUCGACAGCGAAAAGGACAUUUAUUCCAAACGUCUCAUCCCAGUGUCAUCCAUAACCCGGGUGGCGGCCAUCGGGGACCAGAAAUUCGAGGUGAUCACAAACAACCGGACCUUUGCUUUCCGAGCUGAGAGUGACGCGGAUCGCAACGAGUGGAUCAAGGCCCUCCAGAAGACAGUGGCAGAAAGGAAGUCGAAGCACUCAGACAGGGCGUCUGUCUUCCAGGUGGCCAGCAGCAGCUUGGACUCGGUGGACAAGUGCGGCCCUCUGGAGUUGCGGGGUUUUAAAAACAAGCUGUACGUGGUGGCGGCCGGGGAGAAAGUUUUCCUCUACAAGAACGCAGAGGAUUUUCGGCUGGGGAUUGGGAUCACCUACAUCGAAAUGAAUGUGGGCAACGUUAAGGAUGUGGACCGGAGGGGCUUCGAUUUGACAACACCCUACCGGAUCUUCAGCUUCGGUGCAGAGUCGGACCAGGAGAAGGAGGAGUGGGUGGAGGCCAUGCAGCAGUCCAUCGCUGAGGCGCUCUCCAACUUCGAAGUGGCCGAGAGGAUCUGGACGGAGGAGGCGAACUGCUUCUGUGCCGACUGUGGCGCUCCUAAACCCGACUGGGCCUCCAUUAAUCUCUGCGUGGUGAUCUGCAAGCGCUGUGCAGGAGAACACCGUGGGCUGGGACCCAGCGUCACCAAAGUACGGAGUCUCAAGAUGGACAAAAAAGUCUGGACGGAGGAGCUGAUAGAGCUCUUUCUCCAGAUCGGCAACGCCGUGGCCAACCAGUUCUGGGCCGCCAACGUCCCCCCCAGCGAGGCCGUCAGCGCCCGAAGCGAGAGCCAGGAGCGGAGACGCUUCCUUGUGGCCAAGUACAGGGAAGGCAAAUACCGCCGGUACCACCCGCUCUUUGGGAACCAGGAGGAGCUCAACAAGGCCCUGUGUGCUGCUGUGACCACCAGUGACCUGGCCGAGACGCUCGCCCUCUUGUUCUGCGGGGCCGAGGUGAGCUGCUACUCGGGGGACCCCAGCUACCCGUCCCCCCUCGCCUUAGCGGAGCAGGCCGGGCAGAGGCUGCAGAUGGAGUUCCUGCUGCACAACAAGACUUCAGAGACCCCUCAGCUGGAUGUGGGCACCAACAUUGAGAAGCACUACUCUGUCAUCUUGCCUUCUGUGGCUCACAAUGGCUUCCUCUACAAAGCACCCUCCAUGGCCAAACUGGUGCAUGAGCGGAAAUCCCGGGAAGAGUUCAGCCGCCGCUGGUGUCGCCUCCACGAUGGCAUCUUCAGCUACUACGAGAACAACACCAACACGGUGCCCAACGGAGUGCUGAGGAUGCAGGAGAUCGUGUGCCUCGUGAAUAACCCACCGGACACCCAUGGUUUUGUGAGCACGUUUGAGGUGUACGUAGAAACGGAGAGGCUCUAUCUCUUUGGACUGGACAGCCCUGAAGCAACGAGGGAAUGGGUCAAGUGCAUUGCGAAGUCUUUCAUCCCUCCUGCCGCCGAGGGCCUGCUGAACCACGACUUCGAGAGGCUCGGGCGGCUGCAGUACAAGGGAGGCCUGAACCUGGAGCGGGCCAAGGAAGGCUGGUUCGCCUUGGUGCAGUCCACGCUCUACGCCCACUUGGAAGGCAGCGAGAAGGAGGAGGCCGUUCACCUAAGGAAGCUGCAGGAGCUCUCCAUCCAGGGUGACAAUGAAGUCCUUGUGCUGGUGGAGAGAAGAAGGACGCUCUACAUCCAAGGUGAGAGGAAACUGGACUUCUUGGGCUGGGUCAGCGCCAUCCAGAAAGCCGCCGGAAGCUCCGGGGACACCUUAUCUGAACAGCAGCUCUCCGACACGGACGUCCCUCUCAUCGUGGACAGAUGCAUUGAUUAUAUCAUGCAGUGUGGGCUCACCUCGGAAGGGAUCUAUCGGAAGAGCGGGCAGAACUCCAAGACCACCGGCCUCCUGGAGAUGCUCCGGAAAGACGCCCGCAGCGUCCGGCUCAAGGAAGGCGAGCACCACGUGGAUGAUGUGGCCAACACCCUCAAGCGGUUCUUCCGGGACAUUGGGGACGGGCUCUUCACCAAAGACUCCUGCCAGGCCUGGCUGAAAGUACCGGGCCUUGAGGAUGAGAAGGAAAAAGUCAGCCGGUACCGGAGGCUCCUGAACAGCCUCCCUGCGGUCAACAGGGCCACCUUGAAGGCACUGAUCAACCACCUGUACAGGGUGCAGUGCUCCUCCGACAUGAACCAGAUGACGACGCACAACCUGGCCAUCGUCUUCGGGCCGACACUCUUCCAGACGGACGGCAAAGACUACAAGGCAGGGCGGGUAGUGGAGGACCUCAUCAACUGCUACAUGGACAUCUUCAGCGUGGACGAGGAAGAGAUGAGGAAGCAACAGGAGGAGAUUAAGGCCAUCAUGAAGAUUCGGAAUGCCGCCUCGUCCAGUGGGACGCAGCAAGCCGGCGACUUCAUCUGCACGGUGUACCUGGAGGAAAAGAAGACGGAAGCGGAGCAGCAUAUCAAGAUUCCUGCCACCAUGACGGCGGAAGAGCUGGCUUUUGAAAUCUUGGACCGGAGGAAAAUCGUCAUGAAGGAGAAAGAUUUCUGGAGCUGCUUCGAAGUCAACGAACGGGAGGAGGCAGAGCGGCCCCUGCACUACGGCGAGAAGGUGCUGCCCAUCUUGCACAGCCUGGGCAAGGACAGCUACCUGGUGGUGAAGAAGCAGCUCUCCAUGGACAACAUGUUGCUGUAUCUGGCCAGCAAGGUGGGCGACAGCAAGCACGGGCUGAUGAAGUUCAGGGAGGAGAAGAACGUGCUGGGCGUGGGGCUGAGCACCGGCUUUCAUGACCGCUACUUCAUCCUGAGCAACAGCUGCCUGCGCCUCUACAAGGAAAUCCGGAGCCACAAACCAGAGAAAGAGUGGCCGGUAAAAAACCUGAAAAUCUACCUGGGAAUAAAGAAGAAAGUUCGUCCCCCGACCUGUUGGGGCUUCACGGUCUUCUUCGAGAAUGAGAAACUGGAGAAGCAGCAAUGGUAUCUCUGCUGUGACACGCAGAUGGAGCUGCGGGCCUGGUUCGCCACCUUCCUCUCCGUGCAGCAUAGCGGCAACGUUUGGCCUUCGGAGUCCUCCAAGGUUCGGGCGUCCCGGACGCAGCAGGAUUCCCGGUUGGGUAACAUCUCGCUGAUCCCGCUACGAGGCACCGAGAACGAGAUGAGGAACAGCGUCGCGAAGUUCACGGCCGACCCUCUGGCGUUUCUUCGGGACGUAUGAAUCCUGGAAACUUUAGCACACCAGGUUUGUUGGCGGAAGACAACGAAGGUGGAGGCGGAUUCCAGGCAAAGAAGCGCUUGGCUGCUCCCACAGGGAGGGGAGGGGGGCUACUCGGAAUCCCAGGGACCCCUUUUUGGGACUCUCCGUUUCCCCGACAGGCUGAGCCCAACAGGAAUGGCAAAGGAAACACAUGGGGUUUAUUUAACGGACGCCCUGCGGGCUGGAAUCGCUUCGGCAAGUCUCGGUCAGCCCACUGCAUCCACAUCCCGACAGCCGAGAGGAGCAUCGUAAAGCCGCACGGAGACCUCUCCGCAGCAGGUGCCAACUUCACUACCUGACCAGGGUUGGGCCUGGACUCUGGAGUCCCGGUGGUUCUGGUCACCAGGGCUGCCGGCCGCCGACUCUUUGUUUCUCUCUAAUGGGUCGUGGAUGGAAACCGCAAAGCCGUCCGCUUGGUGCAGGGGUUGGCGUGGAGUUAGAGCUCUGGCUGGAAACAUCAGAACAUCAGAAGUGCCCUGAUGCAGGAUCAGACCAAGGGUCCAUCUACUCCAGCAUUCUGUUCACACAGCGGCCAAGCAGCCAUCGGCCAGGGACCAACAAAGCAGGACAUGGUAAAACAGCACCCUCCCACCCAUGUUCCCCAGCAACUGGGGCACACAGGCUUACUGCCUCGAAUACUGGAGAAACACUCUGGGUUUUUGCCAAUAUUUGUGUUAACCUAAAACAUGCCCAGAGAGGACGCCAUGGUUAGGACAAGCCAAGAGGUGCAGACACAAGCUUCCCGGGUGAUGGUGGAACUACUGAAGGUACCGCGGAAAAGAGAAGAACUAGAGGAUUACACCAGUCUCUGCGUUCCUUUGGACAUUCCCAGGCUGUGGGUUGGCCACGCAGCUGCGGGUGUUUCAGCUUCUGCCCAUCUUCUUCACCCCUUUGACCAGGCCAGACACUCGCUGAUGGUGCCUGAAUAGAUGAGGAGGAGGGCGAAGGGGGUCGGCCACUGAGCAGAAGCCGUGGAGUACGGAGAGGUGGGAGGGGCGCGGCCACUUCAGCCUAGCCGACACGCAGGCGUGGAAGGGGCGAGGCGCGUGUCUGUCGAGGGCCGUCUCUCCUCCGGCCUCUUCUUCUGACGUGCAGGAAGUAGAAAGUCACGCCACUGCUGGGAAGCUGGGAAGAGUUGGGCAGGCUCUAUCUUUCUCAAGCAACGUCCUUUCUUGGCUUUUUGUAAUAAUAAUAAUAACAACAAAUAUCCAGUCUAAUGUUGUUCCUGCCAUUUAUCAGCGGUGGCUGAACCCAAGACCGUUGGCUGUCCCAAAGAUCCAGAUUGGAGG